AUGUGUGCCUGGUACGAGCAGGAUGAUCGCAACCGCGGUCGCGGCUCCGACGGACGAGAAAGGCCACACGACGAGUACGAUAGAGACUACUAUCGCCAUGACAACCCUCGAGUACCACGGGAUCGGCGCUACGACGACCGUAGUUCAGGUUACGAAUACGGCCAUCGUGGCUACGACUACCGUGAUCGGGACCAUGAACGCGACGGAUAUCGCAGGAGCUACGAGGAAUCACGAUACAGUGGUGGCACUCGUGAUAGGGGUUAUGGUGACAGCGACCGUGGUUAUGACAGUUACAGCCAUCAUUACGAUGACCGUCCUCGGGACGGUGACCGGACGGAGAGCGACUACGAUCGCAGUUACCCAGGUUACCGGAACAGAGGCCGGGACUAUGAUUCAGGAUACUCACGUGAAGAUAAUCGACACGGCGAAUACGCAACGGAGCCCGUUUAUGAUAACUCGGGAACUCACAGCUCUGCUUCCAGGAGUUCUAGGAGGUACGGUUCAGAGGAGGAUUGGAGCGUGCCACGACGUGACAUGGCGUCGAAUCGCCAACAUCAAUGGGAUGACAAUCGGGAAGGCUCACGGGAUGACGGCAGGGAUGACGACGGCGUGAUGAGCCGGGAUCAUGAACGGCGUCUAGACAAACACGACUCCCGUGAGGCUGACGAUUCACAAACACGCAAUUCACAGUAUUCCGGCAGUAUCCACGAGCAACAGCAUUCGGGUGAUGGAACUCGUGAAUACGUGUCACGGGGCGGUGGCACAACGAACGGCUUCGAGUAUGGGCAUGGUUCGUAUGUCGACAGCCGAGAGCGCAUAAUACACCAAUCCACAGGGAACCAUGGCAGCGGUAGUGAUGAAUACCGCCCUCACGCAUCAAACAUUGGAGGCAGAAAUAAUAGGCAAUCGAAUCACGAGUCAACGGACAAGGAACACUGGUACCAGCAACCCCGUUACCAAGGGUUCGGAUCUCGCAAGAACAGGGAGGACUCCAGGGAAAGUGGCGGUGCGCAUGGGUAUGACCGGCCACGCCGUGGGUACAACGACACUAAUGCUGACGAGAACAGUGCGACUAUCCUGGUGCGUAAACUGCCGCCCACCAUCUCCGGGGAGGAUGUGGAGUCUGCAGUGUCGGAUCUCUGCAUACAGAACGGUACAUCAGCGCCAAACGCGGUGACUGUGAAAUCCUGCCACAGCGGGUACGGAGGCAUGAGUGACAUGUACAAAGGCGCCGAUAUGCAGCACCAGGUCAACCCAGACGGAUAUGGUUUCGGGGCCUCAACAGAGCAUUUCGCGGUAGUCACCUUCCCGUCACCAGCCAACGCCGCGAGGUUCAUGGAGUGCGUCAAGAGCCGCAAACUCGAACUCAAUGGCGCGGAGUAUUACGUGGAGUACGACACCUUGGACGUCAACGCCGAGAAGCCCGUCAGCGAGGUCCCGAGAGCCUACGGCAGUUUUCAGGAGCUCGAGGAAAUGAUAAAGCGCAGGGCCCUCUCAUGCGACUGGAUAUGCCCCGACUGCCGAUUUGUGAAUUUCGCACGACGGUCAGCCUGCCUCACGUGCGAUAAACCCAAACCUUCCGACGAGCAGCUGCAAAAGAUGAACCUGCUCGUGGAGAAUGCGGUCAGCGUGCAGUCGCAGCCUAUCCUCUCGAACGUCACGGAUGUCUCGCCGUGGGUGGUAUUGAAAGGCAUACCUAUGGCAGCAGACCCGACGAAGCUGGUGCUGCUGGUCUGUGGCAGCGUGCCCGAAGGCGCGGCGCAUCUGCAGAGGUGCGUCUACGUGAUCGACCCGCAACCGCAAAGCCGGCGAGGGUUCAUGUUCUGUCAGUUUUCCUCGGCUACCCCUGUCAACGCAUUCAAUGAGGCCAUGGGUGACAAGCAGUCGGCUCUUUUGCAGUAUCAGGACGUAUACCUGCGGCUGGACGUGGUCCGUUCCCGCGAGAAGCAGGUGGCGGACGAGCUGCUCAAGGGGGUGCGCAUGAACACUUUACGCGUGCAUUACGAGUACCACCCUGAGACCUUUGCCGCGGCGGCGCUGUCCGAGGAGCCGGCGUCCAGGCAGAUUGGCAACAAGGAGUGCCGCUCCUGCAAGGUCAAGACCACCAAUGUGGGCGCUCUGGAGCAGUUGUGCCAAUCGGUUAACGCGCCGUCUGGUUCCAAGCAAUACCUGGACGCGUGGACAUGCAGGUCAAUUUGGGUGACGAGUGGCAAACCGGACACCGCGAAAAUGACGUACGACCCUAACUCGGACUACUUCUACGACCACCGGCUGGGCGUGUACUACGACGCCGCCAGCGGUUACUACUUCACUGUCGGUGGGGACUACUAUAGGUGGGACGAACCCACCAGCUCUCUAAUCGUCACUGCCCACCCAGCGUCACAAGGCGACCACAGUCAGAGUUCGAACGAAGCCCAGCGGCACCAAACUCAAGGCGACGUGGCAGGGCUGCUGCAGGCGGCUUUGAAGGCGGCGCAAAUGACCAACCAGACCACCCAAAAAACGGCGCAGAAGUCUCCGGACAGUGUGCCGCAAAACACAGUGGAGAAGCAUUCUCCACCGGGUGUUCAGGAAGUGGACCAGACGCAUCAGGGGUCAGAGGAUCGCCAUGGCUUGACAAAUUCCGCUUCAAGGCCUGUAUACGGCCUCCAGCCACCGCCAGAGGUCGCUAUGACCUUCGAUCUUGGCGACCACUCCGACGACGAAUGCGACAUGGAAGUAGACAGCAUAGCCAACCGACCGGCGACCGAGAAAAUAGCGGAAGAAAAGGGAGGAAACAAGAAGUGGACCCCUGUGGUUAAAUCCCUUUCCGUCUGCCUGGUCUGUCUGCGUAUGUUCCGGGAUCAGGCACACCUAGAUCUUCACGAGCGCAGGUCGCAGUACCACCAGGCGUUGCUCGAGUGCGGGGAUUCCGCUCCGUGA
This is a messenger RNA of Babesia bigemina, 2922 nucleotides long. RefSeq lists its product as hypothetical. Gene Ontology annotation, biological process: mRNA splicing, via spliceosome. The coding region runs from base 1 to 2922 and encodes 973 amino acids. Lineage: Eukaryota; Apicomplexa; Aconoidasida; Piroplasmida; Babesiidae. The transcript has a single exon. Gene Ontology annotation, molecular function: RNA binding. The record is from RefSeq and is a predicted model, not a curated record. Gene Ontology annotation, cellular component: nucleus.